Messenger RNA from Daldinia vernicosa, 1602 nucleotides. Its product is annotated as putative multidrug resistance protein fnx1. Gene Ontology annotation, biological process: transmembrane transport. The record is from RefSeq and is a predicted model, not a curated record. The transcript has 7 exons. Gene Ontology annotation, molecular function: transmembrane transporter activity. NCBI's taxonomy places the organism in Eukaryota, Fungi, Ascomycota, Sordariomycetes, Xylariales, Hypoxylaceae. Bases 1 to 1602 code for a protein of 533 amino acids.
AUGGAAGAAUUAACCAACGGAACACAGAGCGGAAAUGAAGCCCCCAUACAUGGCCAAGGCGAGAAUGGGUUUAAUUAUAUAACGGGAUGGAAGUCUCGCACUAUAAUGGCAGCGCUAGGGUUUGCACUCUUCCUCGUCAACCUUGAACUCACCAUUGUCGGCACCGCUCUCGUUUCCAUUACCAACGAUCUCAACGACUUCGUAAAGGCGAGCUGGGUUGUCACGGCUUAUUUGAUAACUUAUACUUCUGGUCUAGUAAUUUGGGCGAAAAUUAGCGACCACAUAGGGCGUAAACAAGCCUAUGUAGCCUCUCUAAUCACCUUCAGCGCGUUUGCUGGAGGAUGUGGUGCAUCUCAGACUAUGGUUCAACUAAUAGUCUGUCGCGCAUUUCAAGGCCUAGGAGCCGGGGGUGUUUAUGCAGUAGCCAUCGUCAUGCUCUACGAGUUAAAGCCACCUGAAAAGCUCGCCCAAAUCACGUCUGUCUCAGCUGGCGCGGCUGCGCUUGGAAACGCUUUGGGCCCUAUUUUUGGCGGCUUGAUAUCUCAAGGAUCAACAUGGCGAUGGGUAUUCCUCCUUAAUGUCCCAUCAGGGGUUGUUGCGGCUAUUGUGGUAUUAUUCGUGGUUCCGAAUGACUACCCGUAUCAAGGACUCCUACGAAGAAAGCCACAACUCAAAUUUCGGACCCUCGAUUUCACAGGGGCAUUUUUCAUGCUUACAGCAUUGGCCUUACUUAUCAGCGGGCUUGAACAAGCUGCCUCACUGCUAUACUGGGCAUCUGCUACCGUAAUUGUUCCGAUUUGUGUUUCCGCUGUCGUAUGGGUGGCAUUCUUUGCUAGUCAAUGGUACUUUACCCUCCCUGGGAGUUCAGUAGAGCCAGUCUUCCCUUGGCGGUUCUGUCAAAAUCGAGAGAUGAUGGGUCUUCUGGUAAACUCCUUUAUGACCGGAUCAGUCAGUAUAACAUGUAUCAUUCAACUUCCCAUUCGAUACCAGACAUCAGUAGGAGCCAGUCCGCUGCAAACUGGUGUCAGGUUACUGCCUUUUGUACUAUGCGGUCCUCUUGGUGUUAUCCUUACUGCGUCAAUCUCCAAAAAACGACGAGUCCCCCCAUUGUACUCGGCCCUCGCUGCGUCGAUCUUGCAAAUACUAGGGCUUAUCUUUAUAUCUCGAGGUCCUGCAGACAAUCCGGACUGGUCCCCUUUGUAUGGGCUCGAAAUCCUGACCGGUCUGGGAAUGGGCAUGGGUAUAGGGAUAGUAUCAUUGCUAACACCCUAUGUGACAGAAAAAAGGGAUUUAGCGGUCGCAUCUGCAGCUGGAACUCAAUUUCGCUUCAUCGGCAGCGCUUUUGUAGUCCCCAUUACCACUGCGGUGGGUAAUGGGUGGGUAAAAGAUCAAUUGUCCAGCUCGCUGACGUCUUCUCAAAUUGACCGAAUCUUUCAAUCGACGGCUUCUAUCUACGAACUUCCAAAGCAGUUACAACCUAGUAUUAGAAGUACAUUUGUCAAAGGCUUUAAUCUCGAAAUGCAUGUUGUACUUGGAUUCGCAGUUGCAUCUGUGCUUAGUAUAGCGUUGAUGUGGCGAAGGAAUCCGAUUAGGGUUGAAUGA